CAUUGAUUUUCUUGUCGAUCUCCAGUCAUAACAACUUCAAACCACUUGCAGAACCUUAAUCCUACUGAACUCCAAAUAACACUCUUCGUCUUCAACCAGAAUUCGUCUCUACAGAUGGAUCCCCUCGCGCAAAUGACCACUUCCGAUCAGUCCAGAAAAUCCAAUAUGGUAAUUGAGUUGCUUAAAGGCAUUCAUUUUGUUUCUUCUGUGGAGGCCAUUUCUCUUGGCGUUCAAGCUGGGAUUCAUCCUUGGAUAUUAUACGAUAUUAUAUCAAAUGCUGCAGGAAACUCAUGGAUUUUCAAGAAUUACAUCCCCUAUCUAUUACAGGGGAAGCAAAUCAAGGAUGAUUUCCUUAACACUUCAGUUCAAGAUUUGGGGACUGUUUUAGACACAGCCAAGUCACUUAUAUUUCCUCUUCCACUUCUGGCUGCUGCUCAUCAACAAUUCCUAGCAGGCUGUAGACAUGGAGAUGCAAAUGGUCUUGAUGGUUUAAAGGUUUGGGAAAGAGUACUUGGAGUGCAAAUUAAGGAUGCUGCAGAUGCAGAAACUUAUAAUCCUGAACAAUUGGCAAAGCAAAUUGGUACAAAAUCACAAAGACCAAAUAAAAUUGGUUUUAUUGGUCUUGGAGCUAUGGGAUUUGGCAUGGCAACUCAUCUUGUGAAAUCGAAUUUCUGUGUCCAAGGAUACGAUGUGUAUAAGCCAACUUUAUCUAGGUUUGAAAAGGCUGGUGGCUUGAUUGGAAGCUCUCCUGCAGAAGUAUCAAAAGAUGUAGAGGUUCUUAUUGUCAUGGUGACAAAUGAAGUUCAAGCUGAAAGUGUUCUAUAUGGUGUUAAUGGGGCUGUUUCAGUUCUUCCACCUGGAGCAUCUAUUGUCCUUUCAUCCACAGUUUCUCCUGCUUUUGUUAGUCAGCUUGAGCUACGCCUGCAAAAUGAGAAUAAGGGUCUGAAAUUGAUUGAUGCCCCUGUAUCUGGUGGUGUCAUAAGGGCUUCUGAAGGCACACUUACGAUUAUGGCAUCAGGUACAGAUGAAGCUCUUGAGCAUGCUGGUUCAGUUCUUACAGCAUUGAGUGAGAAGCUAUAUGUGAUAAAAGGGGGUUGUGGAGCUGGAAGUGGUGUAAAGAUGGUGAAUCAACUGCUAGCUGGAGUUCAUAUAGCAUCAGCAGCUGAAGCAAUGGCCUUUGGAGCUCGAUUAGGUUUAGAUACAAGAGUCUUGUUUGAUGUCAUAAAAAAUAGUGAAGGAACAUCUUGGAUGUUUGAGAAUCGAGCUCCACACAUGGUGGACAAUGAUUAUACACCCUUAUCUGCACUUGAUAUCUUCGUGAAGGAUCUGGGUAUUGUGGCUCGUGAAUGUGCAUCACGUAGAGUUCCACUUCAUAUUUCUACUGUUGCACUCCAGUUGUUCUUAUCAGGUUCUGCUUCUGGGUGGGGACGCAUAGAUGAUUCAGCUGUUGUUAAGGUUUAUGAGACACUAACAGGUGUCAAAGUAGAAGGAAAAGUUGCUGUGAUUAGUAAAACAACUACCUUGGCAUCUCUUCCAUCUGAAUGGGCAGUGGAUCCACUGGAUGACAUACGCAAACUGGAUAAUAACUUGAAGACUUUGGUUGUUCUUGAUGAUGAUCCAACUGGGACUCAAACUGUCCAUGAUGUUGAUGUUUUGACUGAAUGGAAUGUGGAGUCACUUGCUGAACAGUUGAGAAGUAGACCUAAAUGCUUUUUCAUUUUGACAAACUCUCGUGCCUUAAGCUCUGAUAAGGCUAGUGCAUUGAUUACAGACAUUUGUCAAAACCUGAUUACUGCUGCAAAAUCAGUUGGAAACAACGAUUACACAGUGGUGUUACGUGGUGAUUCGACAUUAAGAGGCCAUUUCCCUGAGGAACCAGAUGCAGCUGUUUCAGUACUUGGUGAAAUGGAUGCUUGGAUCAUUUGUCCCUUUUUCUUACAAGGAGGUCGUUUCACUAUUGAAGAUGUACAUUAUGUUGCCGAUUCUGAUCAGCUUAUUCCUGCAGGAGAUACCGAGUUUGCUAAAGAUGCUUCAUUUGGCUAUAAAUCUUCAAACCUGCGUGAGUGGGUUGAGGAGAAAACAAGAGGACGUAUUCCAGCUAGCAGUGUUUCAUCAGUCUCUAUUCAAUUGUUACGUAAAGGAGGACCAACAGCUGUCUGUGAGUAUCUUUGCAGUUUACAGAAGGGCUCCACGUGUAUAGUUAAUUCAGCUAGUGACAGAGACAUGGCUGUAUUUGCAGCUGGUAUGGCUCAGGCAGAAUUGAAGGGAAAACGUUUUCUAUGUCGAACUGCUGCUAGUUUUGUUUCUGCUAGGAUUGGAAUUAUUCCAAAAGCUCCAAUUUUGCCUAAUGAUCUUGGAAUCAGUAAAGGAAAAAGUGGUGGACUCAUUGUUGUGGGUUCAUAUGUCCCAAAGACCACAAAACAGGUCCAAGAGCUCAAGUUGCAAUGUGAUCAUAAUCUCAGAAGCAUUGAGGUGAUUGAGAAGGUUUCUGUUGAUAAACUUGCAAUGAAGUCAGCAGAAGAGAGAGAGGAGGAAAUCAGUGAUGCAGCUGACAUGGCAGAUGUUUACCUGAGGACUGGUAAAGACACUUUAGUGAUGUCCAGUCGGGAACUUAUCACAGGGAAGACUCCUUCUGAGAGUCUGGAUAUCAACUUCAAGGUUAGCUCAGGGCUGGUGGAAAUAGUUAGGAGGAUAAAGACAAGUCCACGUUACAUUCUUGCAAAGGGUGGAAUUACUUCUUCAGAUAUUGCUACAAAAGCUUUAGAAGCAAAACGUGCAAGAAUAGUUGGGCAAGCAUUGGCUGGUGUUCCUUUGUGGCAGUUGGGCCCUGAAAGUAGGCAUCCAGGUGUUCCCUACAUUGUUUUUCCAGGAAAUGUGGGUGACACUAAGGCUUUGGCUGAAGUGGUCAAAUCUUGGGCUCGACCAGUUAGAAUUUCAUCAACCAAAGAUCUGCUUGCUGAUGCAGAAAAAGGAGGAUAUGCUGUUGGAGCAUUUAAUGUGUAUAAUCUUGAAGGGGUUGAAGCAGUUAUUUCUGCAGCAGAAGAGCAAAAGAGUCCUGCUAUAUUACAGAUUCAUCCUAGUGCUCUAAAGCAAGGAGGAAACCCUUUGGUGGCAAGCUGCAUCUCUGCUGCUGAACAAGCAACUGUGCCUAUCACUGUUCAUUUUGAUCAUGGUAAUUCCAAACAAGAACUUAUGGAAGUUGUCGAGUUGGGAGUUGACUCAGUCAUGGUAGAUGGUUCACACCUACCCUUGAAGAAAAAUAUCUCAUACACAAAAUACAUUUCAUCAUUAGCACAUGCAAAGGGAAUGACAGUGGAAGCUGAAUUAGGCAGAUUAUCUGGAACUGAAGAUGAUUUGACUGUAGAAGACUAUGAUGCAAAGUUGACCGAUGUAAAUCAGGCUCAAGAGUUCAUUGAUGAGACUGGUAUUGAUGCUCUAGCAGUGUGUAUUGGUAAUGUUCACGGGAAGUACCCUGCAAAUGGGCCAAAGCUUCGGCUUAAGUUGCUUAAGGAGUUAUAUGACUUGGCCUCAAAGAAUGGAGUGUUUCUUGUUCUUCAUGGAGCCUCUGGAUUGCCUAAAGAGCUUGUCCAGGAAUGCAUAGAGCUAGGAGUUAGGAAGUUCAAUGUGAACACUGAAGUGAGGAAAGCUUACAUGGAGAUUUUGAAAAGCCCUGAGGCUCAUACAGACCUUGUCCAUGUCAUGGCUGCUGCUAAAGAAGCCAUGAAAGCUGUGGUUGCAGAGAAGAUGCAAUUGUUUGGUUCGGCAGGAAAAGCCACCUAAUUAAUUAAUUUCUUCAACAUAUUGAUUUCACAUGAACAACAGUUUAUUUAAAUAUUAUUUUAUAUUUAUUCUGUGGGAUAUUUUUAUGUAAGUCAACAUAUAUUACUAAUCCACUUGAUCUUUGAUAUUGCCAACAA
Molecule: messenger RNA, 3917 nt
Organism: Lactuca sativa (garden lettuce)
Lineage: Eukaryota; Viridiplantae; Streptophyta; Magnoliopsida; Asterales; Asteraceae
Source: RefSeq, a predicted model, not a curated record